Protopolystoma xenopodis is the source of this 576-nucleotide messenger RNA. Lineage: Eukaryota; Metazoa; Platyhelminthes; Monogenea; Polystomatidea; Polystomatidae. The record is from the annotation of a GenBank genome assembly.
AUGCCAACUAGCCGCCCAAACGGCCGACCGCUCAACUGCCUAUCUAUUCAUCCUCCCUCAAGCCUGACAUACAAACCCUCAUAUGCACAUUCCUAUCUGCUAUACGCUUGUUUUACAUCUUUUUUUUCUACACUUCAUCUUCAUCUCUGCCCCGCUCUUUCUAUCCCUACACUCGUCCAACCGGGCUCCUUACAGCUUACCUCGUCUCAUUUAUCCUCCAGCCGUCCGUCAUUCAAUCUUUUCCGUGGGCUUCGCUCCUCGUUUUGUCUGAUCCGCUAUUUUUCCGUUUGCCUUGAAGACUUGUUUGCAGCCGAUCACGGCCUCGAAGGCAAAACAGAAUCGCUCUCCUUUCCAUCACCUACUUACUCCCUGCACUUGCCCACAUCGCCUCAUCUCACCUCACCUCACCUCACCUCAUCUCAUCUCAUCUCUUUUCCACUCCCUCCUUGUUUCGGCCACCCUGAGGGUAUUGCUUGCUCGCUCUGCCUCCACACCUCGCUGCUCUAUCGUGCCACUUUGGGCCCACUUGUUCAGGAUCGGCUGAAUCGGCGGAAUCAGCUGAAUCGUCUUGUCUGA